UCAACAUAUGAAAUCAUAUCUCUUCCAGGCAACAAGAACAACAAAUCUUAACAUUCAUUCUCAUUUCCCUACACCAAAAUGGCUUUCUACAAUACAACAAAAUACCUUACAAGCGUCAUUGCACUAGUAUUUGUAGCCGGAGCACUGCUAAACAAUGCGACAGCACAAGAUUGUGGCUGUGCCGCAAACCUAUGUUGUAGCCAAUAUGGCUAUUGCGGCACCGGCAACGAUUACUGCGGCCAGGGUUGUAAACAAGGUCCUUGUACUGGCAGCGGCGGCACACCAACCACACCGAGUGGUUCAUCAGUGGCUGAUAUAGUAACUCCAGCAUUCUUCAAUGGGAUCAUAAGCCAGGCUUCUUCAGACUGUGCCGGAAAGAACUUCUACUCUCGAGGGGGUUUUCUUGACGCUGUCAACUCAUAUUCUGACUUUGGUAGACUUGGUUCGGUUGACGACUCUAAACGCGAAAUUGCAGCUUUCUUUGCUCAUGUCACUCAUGAGACUGGCCAUUUUUGCUACAUUGAAGAGAUAAAUCGCGGAACCUACUGCGACACAACCCGAACAGACUAUCCAUGCAAUCCCAACAAACAAUACUACGGGCGUGGACCACUCCAACUAACAUGGAACUACAAUUAUGGAGCUGCUGGAAACAGCAUUGGCUUUGACGGCCUAAAUUCUCCUGAAACCGUGGCCUCAGACGCUGCUGUUGCAUUCAAGACAGCCUUGUGGUAUUGGAUGAACAAUGUUCGUCCUGUUGUAAGCCAAGGAUUCGGAGCCACGAUUCGAGCCAUUAAUGGUGCUGUGGAAUGCGAUGGUAAAGAACCUGGAAAAGUUCAAGCCCGGGUCAACUAUUACAAUGAUUAUUGCACCCAACUUAAUGUUAAUCCUGGUGGUAAUCUCUAUUGCUAGAAUACUAAAGUUUAUAAUAGGCAGAGAUAUUCUUUCUAGACAUAUCAAAGCUUAUUAAUUAUUUAGAUAAUGAAUAUAUAAAAGGGCAAUCUGAUUAUUAGUUGCUCCCUUUCAUAUGAUAUAUCAUGUAUUAUUUUGUUCCCAGCCAUGGAAGGAGAGGGCUAGCUCUCCUGUUGUGUACUCCACCCAUUCAAUAAAUAAAGGCUGAAGUUUUGUGUUGA
Molecule: messenger RNA, 1130 nt
Organism: Prunus avium (sweet cherry)
Lineage: Eukaryota; Viridiplantae; Streptophyta; Magnoliopsida; Rosales; Rosaceae
Product: endochitinase EP3-like
Biological process (GO): carbohydrate metabolic process; chitin catabolic process; cell wall macromolecule catabolic process
Molecular function (GO): chitinase activity; chitin binding
Source: RefSeq, a predicted model, not a curated record